Molecule: messenger RNA, 1044 nt
Organism: Acytostelium subglobosum LB1
Lineage: Eukaryota; Evosea; Eumycetozoa; Acytosteliales; Acytosteliaceae
Exons: 2
Coding region: 1-1044 (347 amino acids)
Biological process (GO): aminoglycoside antibiotic catabolic process
Molecular function (GO): aminoglycoside N-acetyltransferase activity
Source: RefSeq, a predicted model, not a curated record
AUGUAUGAAUAUCUUACAUUGAACUAUACACAACAACAACAAAAGGAUCUGAUCGAACAAUGGUAUCAACACUUGGAUGAGGUGUUCACCCAAACUCCAAAGGAAUACUUUGUUCAGCAUCACGAGAAUGACCCUAGCCGUCAACAAAAUGUGAUAUUCAUAGCUACCGACCUGUCCACAAAGAAGAUCGUGUCCACAGUCAAACUCUUUACACGUGAGAUGUUCAUCAAUGGUGAUAAAUGUAAAGUUGCAGGUAUUGGAGAGGUCAGCACCAAGCCAGAGCAUAGGGGUCAAGGUCUAUCGUCCAAGUUAUUGGAAAUGGCUCAUCAAUAUCUCACCAACAAUGGAUAUAUGUUAUCUUUCUUGUUCAGCAAUAAGUACUCGGCAAUGUAUCACUCAAAGGGCUGGAGCUACGUUCACAGGGAUAUCACUGUUGAGGAUGUCAACGAAAAAAUAGUACCAGAGAGUGAUGGCCACAGUCUCUUACUAGAAAGAAUGGAUACUAUCGACAGUACUACUCUGGAGUCAUACUUCCAGAUAUUGGUGGAACAAAAACCAAUCGACCAACAGCAAGGUAGCAUCGUUAGGUCCAUCCAGUAUUGGAAGGAAUGGAUCAUCCACAAUGUUGAGCCACAUUCAAAGGGUACAAUUGGAUGGGUGGCAAAGGAUUCAAGUACGAACACAAUUGUUGGUCAUAUCAUUACAUCAUUGUAUGGUGAGAACAGUGAUACUAUGGCAGUGAAGGAUUUAGGAUCGAUCCAUAACAAGACUCAACAGAACACCUGCAUCAAGACAUUGAUAAAAUUGACGAUACGUCAAUACCAAACAUGUUUGCUCAACAAUCAAUCAAUCAAGUAUGUACAGUAUCCCUCACCAUUGCUCAUUACCAGUGUUCUCGGAGGUGAGCAAACACACAAACUUGACAAGUCAAUGAUGGUUCGUUUGUGUGCUAGCAACAACAAUUCAGUGCCAUCAUCAUCGACAACCUGUGAAUCUUUAUUCCCUUUGGAUAGUGUCAUUUACUGGGAUAUAGAUAAGUUAUAA